UAUACUUUCUUCGUUUCACUUUUUACUGUCAGCUACAACUAUUACCCUUUAAUAUACCUUUUUUAAUCCUGUGUAUUUAAAAAUGUUCUGCAAAGUAAAAUUAUGAUGCACAAAUAUAGUGCUUGUCCAGUUGCGUUUCGACGUUGAUGUUAGUCGAUUUUUUUGAAUCUAUUAUUUUCAUUUUCUACCCGGUUUCACUCUGUGGUCUUUCUAUUGCGGCUGUUUGUUUAUAUUUUCUUUAGAUAUUUUCUUUUACAUUUUGACUUUAAUUUAAGCAAAAGAGCUUUAGACUUAGACCUUGAUAAUGGCAAAAUUGUGCUUCAAAAAGAAGAGCAAGCGUAUUUCGUGUAGGACACGCUACAAAGUAGAGAAGAAAGUACGAGAGCAUAACAGAAAACUGAGGCGUGAGGCAAAGAAAAAUCCCAAAAAAAGCAAGAAGAAAGUCGUGCAGAUCCCGAACAUGUGCCCCUUCAAGGAGGACAUCCUGAAGGAGGUGGAGGCACUGAAGCGGGAGCGGGAGGAAGAGAAGGCGCGGCUCAGGGAGGAGGCGAGGGCGCAGAGGAAGAGAGAGAAGGAGCAGCAGCAGAGCGGUGACCUGCAAGCGCUCGUGCAAGACGCGCAGACGAAGCAGGCCUUGCACGAUGUCGCCACCGCGGACGCCGGCAAGGUGGAGGCGACGUCGAAGCCCGACAGCUCCGUCAAGUCCUACUGCAAGGAGUUCAGGAAGGUGCUGGAGGCGGCAGACGUGGUCCUGGAGGUGAUCGACGCGCGGGACCCGCUCGGCACGCGCUGCAAGCAGGUGGAGGAGGCCGUGGCGCUGGCGGGCGGCAACAAGCGGCUGGUGCUCGUGCUGAACAAGUCAGACCUGGUGCCGCGCGACAACCUGCAGCUGUGGCUGAAGUACCUGCGUCGUCGCUGGCCCACCGUGCCCUUCAAGGCCAGCACGCAGCAGCAGAGCAGGCGCCUGGGGCGUCGCAAUAUGAAGAAGGCGGCGGGCAGCGCCCCCGUGCAGGGGUCCGUGUGCGUGGGCGCGGAGCUGCUCAUGUCCGUGCUGGCCAACUACUGCCGUAACAAGGGCAUCAAGACCUCCAUCACCGUGGGCGUCGUCGGUCUGCCGAAUGUCGGGAAGAGCAGCAUCAUCAACAGUCUGAAGAGGAGUCGAGCCUGCAAUGUUGGAGCCACUCCGGGAGUCACCAAGAACAUGCAAGUCGUGCAGCUGGACUCGAAGAUCAAGCUCCUGGACAGCCCGGGUGUCGUGUUUGCCCGAGCGAGCUCGGAUUGGGACAGCACGGUCGUCCUGAAGAACGCUGUGAGGGUGGGCGCUAUCGUGGACCUGAUAACACCGGCCACCGCGAUACUGCAGAGAGCGAACAAGGAGCAGCUGAUGGAGCUGUACGACCUGCCCAACUUCUCGACGCAUGAGGAGUUCCUGGCGUUCCGGGCCCGGAGGAUGGGGCAGUUCAAGAAGAGUGGCGUCCCCAACAUCCACGCUGCCGCCAGGUCUCUCAUUGAGGAUUGGAACAAAGGGAAGAUAAAGUACUACACGGUUCCCCCCGAGGACGACAGCGAGGUGCACAUCAGCGCUGCCAUCGUCGGCGAGGCGGCCGCGGAGUUCGACGUCGCGUCCUUCGAAGCGAUGGAGACGGAGAUGCUGGGGUCCCUGAAAGCGCAGCAGCCCAACGCCGAGAGCAGGAUGCUGGAGGUGUCCGCCGGGGAGAUGUUCACCGCGCGCGAGGUCCUUCACGUCGGCGGCCCCACCAAAAUAAUUCCGGACAGCGUCGAGGUGGACGCAACUGUAAGCGAGAAGAAAAAGAAGCAAAGGUGGAGGAAAAACAAAGUAAAGGGAGUCGAGAAAGACAAGAAGAUGGAGGCGCUGAUGUCUUUGGAAGGAAAUCAAAAACUGAACCAACUUAAGAAACUAGAACUCAAAAAAAUUAAGAAAGAAAAAGCAAAGAAAGUUCGCCAAGAGACGCAGUUGGCAGGGACGCUGGAGAGUUUGUCGCUGGCCAAAGGCGACAGCUACGACUUCGUGAUGGACUACACAACAUAGGUGUGCCGUUGAGUUUCACGACACACUGCCCAGGGCGGGCAAUCCAGUGAAAAUCACUCUGUUACGUUUGUGAUGUAUAAAAUUGUAAAUUUUCACCAAAAAAAAUACAAUUUCUUUAUUAUAAUUAA
Bacillus rossius redtenbacheri is the source of this 2178-nucleotide messenger RNA. RefSeq names its product guanine nucleotide-binding protein-like 3 homolog (gene Ns1). Bases 305 to 2050 code for a protein of 581 amino acids. Gene Ontology annotation, cellular component: nucleolus. The transcript is spliced from 11 exons. NCBI's taxonomy places the organism in Eukaryota, Metazoa, Arthropoda, Insecta, Phasmatodea, Bacillidae. The record is from RefSeq and is a predicted model, not a curated record. Gene Ontology annotation, molecular function: GTP binding.